Molecule: messenger RNA, 2141 nt
Organism: Frankliniella occidentalis (western flower thrips)
Lineage: Eukaryota; Metazoa; Arthropoda; Insecta; Thysanoptera; Thripidae
Product: phospholipase A2 group XV
Exons: 8
Coding region: 164-1405 (413 amino acids)
Biological process (GO): lipid metabolic process
Source: RefSeq, a predicted model, not a curated record
CUGUUUGUUGUUUGUCAAGUCAGUAGGCAGUCAUCGUAUUAUCUGCUGUGACUAGGAAUGUAUUUUGCGUAACAACUGCGUCAAGCAGAGAACUCUAGAGCAAUCUUGGAAGUUGUUAUAUUGUAUCUGUGGAUUUCUUCUAAAUUGAAGUGCAGUUGUCACAAUGUUUGCUACUUCUCGUCGGGUUGGAAUUAUCGUUUCUGUGAUAACUGUCAUGAGCUUAGGUUACAUAGUGUCUUCUGCUCCUGCCUCGUCGAAUGUAUUUCCCGUGAUCAUGAUUCCAGGUGAUGGCGGCAGUCAGAUUGAUGCAAAAUUAUCAAAGAGUCAGGUAGUUCACUAUGUCUGUGAGAAAAAUACAAAUGACUUUUUCAAUAUUUGGUUAAACUUAGAACUUUUGGUGCCAAUUGUCAUUGAUUGCUGGGUUGACAACAUUAAACUGGUGUACAACAGCACUACACGUAAAACUGAAACACCUUUGGGUGUAGAGACGAGAGUACCUGGAUUUGGUGACCCAGCUGUCGUAGAGUGGUUGGACCCUAGUCAAGCUUCUCCUGGUGCUUACUUCAAAGAUAUUGGAAACAUGCUGGUUCAACAUGGUUUCAACAGAAACACUUCACUUCGAGGGGCACCUUAUGAUUUUCGAAGAGCUCCUAAUGAACACCAAGAAUUUUUCAAAGCUUUCAAGGUCUUGGUGGAAGAAACUUACAACAUGAAUGGAAAGAAAGCUGUCAUCCUGAUUGCACACAGUAUGGGUGGGCCUAUGACAUUAGUCUUUCUACAGCAACAGAGUCAGAAAUGGAAAGAUCAGUAUAUUCGAGCAUUUGUCACACUCAGUGGGGCAUGGGGUGGCUCUGUUAAAGCCCUAAAAGUGUUUGCUGUCGGGGAUGAUUUAGGAUCUUAUGUUUUACGAGAAAGCAUUUUACGUGAAAUGCAAAUAACUUCACCAAGCUUGUCAUGGCUAUUGCCAUCUCCCCUUUUCUGGAAAGAGUCAGAAGUACUGGUACAAACAGGAAACAAAAACUAUACCAUCAACAAUCUGAAGGCAUUUUUUGAUGAUAUAAACUAUCCCCUUGGUUGGGAAAUGCGAAAAGAUGUGGAGCCUUACUCCCUCAACUUUUCACCUCCUGGUGUUGAAGUUCAUUGUCUACAUGGAUUUGGAGUAGAUACUGUUGACAGGUUAGUUUACAAGUCUGGAAAAUUCCCAGAUGGAUAUCCUACUUUCAUAAAUGGUGAUGGCGAUGGCACAGUCAACAAAAGAAGCCUGGAAGGGUGCUUACACUGGGCCAGUCAGCAGAAAAAGAAAAUAUACCAUCAAACUUUCCCAAAGGUGGACCAUAUGGGAAUUUUGAGAGAUACUAAGGUUCUUGAAUAUCUGCAACAGCUUAUUACAGAUAAGCUAGAAUGAUGGUGAUUUUUGUUCUACAAAGGAAAGAGACUGACAAUCAGCUCAAGAGGAUAUUAUGAAUAAAUUGUUAUGCAGGUCAUAAGCACUGUAAUAUCCUAUUAGUAUUCUUGUAUAUGGAUAAAUUUAGGACUAUGCUUCAUGCCUAAAGUUUCCUGCUAACAGUCGCAGGAGCUCUUGUCAAAUUGAUUUUAAAAAUGCUCUCUCUGAAGAUAAAAAUGCCUGUGAUAUAUUAAAAUGCAAUCAACUAAUAGACUAGAUACAAAGAGGAAGUACAGCAGAGAUGCUCUGACACUUAGGUACGGGAGGAUGGGACAAAAGUUCAUAGAUGUAGUGAAACUAUGACAAAAGUCUUUUUCCUCAACAGCAAAGAUAGUUUUUUUUUAAUAAUGUAACUCAUCAGUAGAUCUUAUUUUAUCAUGCUCCUGACUUAUUACAACUGAUAUGAAUUUUAAAUAAUGACUUGGGAGCAGAUUAAGUGUACUUUUUACGCCUGCUGUGAAUUUAGUUAUUUAGUGUCAAAGAAAGAAGAAAGCUAGCCAAAGAAAAGAGGCCAAAAAUGUGCUACCAUGGUAGUCAGUUCAUUUUUAAAAGAAACAUAUUUGUGUUCAUACGAUUCACAUCACAAUGUUUAUCAUGUCAAUGUGACCCUGAAUUGAAAUAUUUUUUGUUAUUUAUAAAUCUUAAAAAUGGUGUUUAUUAACUCGUUACGACUAUUGAAGAAAUUUCAAAAAAUAUA